AUGAAGGAUCUGAAGUAUAGUUCUUAUUGUAAAGUCGAUAAAUCCCUCCUUGUUGGGGGUAAAGUAGAUACAGUACUGAAACGAAUCUCCUCAGAUGACGAUAUUGAUGGAGAUAAUGACGUAUUGUUAGGACAGCAAGCAAUCUUCACCGAGCAACCUGGUCUUGAUAUGAUAAGUGACUUCCAGGAUGUCUUAUCACACAACCAAUGUAUUGUUAACACUAACGGAGACGAAGUUUAUUUUACUGAUGCUGUACCUUAUAUAAGAACAUCAGCACAUCCUAUGGAAGAUGUAACAUCUAUAGUAUUUUGGCAUAAAGAAAAUGCCGUGUCUGUUCAGGUUGAUAUAUAUGAUGUUCCAGAUAUUAAAUCAAGUAAAUAUCCUAAUGGAUUGCAUCACGACACCUCGGAAAUUAAUUUAGGAAGUAACACAGAACGUAAUAGGCUGAUCCGAUUAACCUUAUUUGGUAAAGCGGUACAUAGAUAUGAUACAAUCAUGUUCUCUAAAAUGCGUGAACUUAUUCAGGAUUAUAUCGUCUUUGUCAAGAACCAACCUCCUGAAACUAGAAAAUGUCUUAUGAUUGGUAUUAAUGUUAACGAAGCAUUAAAUACCAAUGAUGAUUUUGAUAUGACAUUAAAAAUCUAUUGGGAUGCUGAGAAUAUCUGUAUGUGGCCUAAAUGCAUUAGAAAGGAUGGUAUUUGUUAUAUUAUAUCUCAAAAAACAUUAGGAUUAGAAGAUAUAGAAAGUCAAAUAAUCAUCAAACCGCGGGAAGAUGAUCAUAUUAGGAAAGCUAUAUAUGAUGCUGCAAUAAAUGCCUCAAUUACUCAGAUCAUACACAAUUAUUAUCCACAAUCCAGCAUCGCUCUUCAGAUGGCAGAACACGCUAAAUGGGGUAUGUCGAUUGCUAUCUCACUUGUGUUAGAAACGUGCGGAAUCGAGGUUAGGGAAAAACCUUUUGAGAUGAUAAAUAUCGUUAUACCAGAUCAAGUAUACAAGCUUAAAACAACAUUAAUAGGUAAAGGAGAUGGUGUACCUAUGAUGAAUUCAAAAGCUUGGAAUGUUAUGUUUCCACCGGAUAGUUUAAAGGGCAUAUCAAAAAGCCCGAUGGCUGUUGCCAACAGUAUAGUUUACAAUAAUAUAGUAUAUGGUAAUGAGUUGGGUAGACUAAUGGGACCAACAGAUAAUUUGUUUCUAUACGAUUAUGCGGUCGAAAGCAGAGAGAACAUCAACACAUGGUUUUCUGGUGCCAGAAAUAAGAUAGGAUUCCUAUUCAAAUAUAUGACACCAUUACAGGCAACAAGUACAUUGGGGAAUGUCAUGGCUUAUGAGGUGAUUAAAGCCAAAUGUAGAGUAGAAGAAGCAAGCAGACGCUACUCUCAGAUAAAUAAAAAAAUGGCUGUGUGGAAGGAUUGGAGAGCAAUGUUACAUUACAGAGUUGUCGAUGCUGCUUUUCUUAAGAUAGUUCCGUAUACAAUGUUGACUGUUGAUGAAAUGGAUGCCAUCGGAUUUGCUACGGUGAUACAUGACUUGGUUGAUUUUGGAUAUGACUUAAGUGUCAAGGAAUCAAGCAAUACAUUCUUAACUAUAACGGGUGGUAAGAUAGACUUGGAUUCUGUAAAGGAAGGAUAUAUUCGAAUGGCAAAUGGGCUACAAUAUGUCAUUGAAAGAUACAAAUAUGAUGCAUGUGGAUUGACAUUCCUAUCUACACACUUCUGGCAAAUGGCUAAUGGACGUCAUCGAAUUAUUCCAUCAAUCUAUAAUGGUGAAACUAACUAUCAACAUGAGUAUUUGGAAUUGAAAGGAACAUUGUUGGAUGCAUUGCAAAAUAAUAAUGUUACUAAGAAAGAUAGCAUCGAUGCAUUGGAAGCCGCAGAUAACAUUAGAGUUGCUGCUUCAACAUUAGGAUAUGAUGCUAUAGCAAUGGCAAAACUUGUCACUGUAGAUAUUGCUGGUAGUUACACUGGCGAUAUUGAAAUGUCUCUCGAAGCCAUUAAUGUGAUUGAACGUAAAAUGUGUGAAUUAACAGUAUCCCUUUCAAUAGGAUGCGAUGCCGAUGGCAAGAUGGUAUCCUUUCUAUGGAUGAUAUGCGAGUAUAUGUGGUUAAAAACAGGAAUGAUGUUGUCUUGUUUGCUUGGCACAUUAAAAAUUAUGCAUAACAGACGACAGUCAGAUGAUAGAGGUGGAUUGCAAUACAAAUG
Molecule: messenger RNA, 2198 nt
Organism: Dentiscutata erythropus
Lineage: Eukaryota; Fungi; Glomeromycota; Glomeromycetes; Diversisporales; Gigasporaceae
Source: the annotation of a GenBank genome assembly